Messenger RNA from Besnoitia besnoiti, 3009 nucleotides. RefSeq lists its product as uncharacterized. The transcript has 3 exons. The record is from RefSeq and is a predicted model, not a curated record. Lineage: Eukaryota; Apicomplexa; Conoidasida; Eucoccidiorida; Sarcocystidae. The coding region runs from base 1 to 3009 and encodes 1002 amino acids.
AUGUUCCGUCUGCCUAACCCGGUUCCCAGAAGCCCGUCAAACGAACUCCAUGCAAAUGACGCCUUAGCUCGAUGUCUCCAGCUGCUCACUGCCACAAGCCUGCAUGGCAUAACGAACCACCUCGAAGACACGAGGUCCUUCGAUUUUACACUUCCUCGGUCGUCAGCUGACGAGCAACGGAAGGUGCCUUUUGCACAGCAAACGUUGCGCUGCGGCCCCAAUAACACUUUGUUCAUCUUUGACUGGGAUGACACGCUGUUCCCCUCCACUUGGCUUCGCUGCGCAGGGGUCGAUCCGCUGAACCCGCUACAACUCAGGACCCUCGAUGAUCUGCCCAGACACGUACAGGACGCCUUGACAGUAUGUGAAGAAAUGGUUCUGCAGGUGUUGGAAGCAGCGCACAGUUUGGGUAUGGUAAUGGUUGUCAGCAAUGCGCAUACCCGGUGGCUCCGUCUCAGUCUCGACAAGCUGAUGCCUCGCGUCGGAGCGUUGAUGAGACAGCGGGAAGUGGCUGUGAUGAGCGCGCGGUGCGUCUGCGAAGCUGUCGGGUGCGCUGAUGCCGUCCUCUGGAAAACAGCCACUUUCGAUGCCAUUCUCGAUGCUUUCAUGCGCGGGCGCUCAUCCCGGUCUUCCCGACCCUGUCCUCGUGGGCCCUCGUCCGGCGGUGUACUGCGACUGGAAGAGAUUUCUGCAAGCCCGCAGCAUUACAGGCUUUUUCCAAGCUGGGGCGACCCACGGUAUGAACGGAUACCACACGUUUUGCAGAAUUCCCCAACAGCUGCAGUCGCCUCCAUGGCUCUGGAGGAUAGAGAUGCCAUCGUUGGACCCGCGACACCAGGCGAAGGGUCAGUGAGGACUUCCAACGGCGUCGGUCGCGGAGGCUCUGUAUGCGGUGCAUCGAGUUCACUUCACCGAGACGUGGCAGGAGGCGCCCACCAGGGCCGCGUAGACUCGGCUGAUGGCGGAGUGCUUCAGGCGAGCCGGCUGUCAAAAGCUUUGCAAACUCGAGGCGAUCGCCGCACAAAUGGUUCCACUGGACCGAAAUCAGGUGUUCGCUUUUCUCCUAGUCUGUCAAUCGCCCGACAACGGAGCAGCAGCAGCUACUGCAGCAGUUGCAGUGGAGAGAACAGCGGUUCGGACGAGGAAGGCUGUGGUCGUAUCUGUGCACAAGGAGAAUGCUCCGGGUGGAAUGGCGAAGACGACACGUUCCUGGACAGCACCCCCAUGCAGGCCGACAGCUUCUAUAACAUUCUUGCCGUCGGUGACCAAGCUCACGACAGAUUUGCCUUCUUUACAGCGGCGCAGAACGUUCUUCAGCGCCGUAAAGCAGAAGCAUGCCAACACCUACAAGCGGACCAGCAUACGCCUGAGCAGGAGCCUCGAUUCCUGGAACUGGAUACAUUCACCGCUUCCUCAUACGCGACUGUACCUCCCGUCGUUGUCGCUUCGUCUACGGGCACGAGCUGUUUAGGGCAGGACCUCGCUGUAGAGCCGCCCAGCCUGCUCGAUACUCAGUUUGAAGUCGUUAUUGACUUCGACAACGCGGGGCUGCAGCGGCAAGUCCGGCAGUUGCAGGCUCUGCAGCAGAAGCAUUUCCCGCUCCCUCUGUGCCAGCAGCUGCAACCGUUAGCGUCUUUCGCGCAGCAGACCUCUGCGGUCAGUGAGCGUCUUCAGUGGCACUUUCGCUGGCCCACAUCCCCUCUCCUGUCUCAUGCCCCAGAGACCCUCCUCCUGCGUCGGCUUAGCCACACGAGUAGCGACAGCCGGUCGGCGACUGACGAUCGAGACGGUGGCGGUGCGGAUGAACUGCCGGCCAGGGGGGAACUUCCGUUUCCCGAAAACUCUACACAAGCCGGUCAGUGGAAUUCAGCGGGCGAUGCAGCCGAAGCUAAAGCGACACCACGUAGCGGUGCUCGCCGAGCGAGAAAGCGGCAGGUUCGCAGACCAGGGCCGCGGAGCCACGGCGGCGUCACGAGGCCUUCCGCCGAUCUGCGACUUCGGAAGGCCGCUGCAGACGCAAUGCAGGGAGCCGACUGCGAGAGGAAAGUGUUGGAACGCGGACAGCAGACCGAUGAACAGAAAGGCGGUCGUGCCGGCGGUGACUUCCCUCCGCAGACGAGGGCCUCCACAGGAGUGGGUGACGGAUCUCAGCCUGUAUACGCUAAGAGCAUCCGUCUGAUGGCAGGGCCGUCAGCUGCGGAACUGAGCCAGCAACUGGGCGUCCUUUUGAGCUCUCUCCGGCGCUUAGCAGAGUCGCCUUCUUUCCACGACUUGCAAAUGCAAAACGAGGGCAUCCCGCCUCCUCACAGUGCAUCUUCCACACCUUCCAGAUCCAAAACACCCACCGAACGGGGAAACGCCGCUUCUGUGGCAUCGGCGGCUUCAGCAGCGGCCAUGGCUGCAGCUGUCGCAGCAGCAAGCGCAGCAGCCACGGCAGCAGCGGCGGCUCAAGGGGCAGCGACGCCUAGAGGGGCUUUUUCUGCUCCUGUUGAGGCAGUCUUUGCUGCGUCAGCUGCUGCUCGCGCAGCCGCGACGGCGGCAGCAACUGCUGCUGACGCAUUCGCAGCCACUGCAGCAGAGAGGUGUGUGGAGGCUGCCGUUAACACUGGCCUAAUCCCUCUUCCCCCAGAGGCGAACGAACAAACACGUAAACGGCAGGAAUUAGGCGAUCUGGCGCAGAGGACACAUCUUGCCAAGUACUUCAACGAGUGGCGCCGCCUCGUUGCUCACGGAAACAAGGCCACCGAACUCAAAAAUGGAAACCACCCUGACACCGUGCCAAACGCUCCACGUGAAGAACAGGGGGAAGGGGGUCAGGCCCAGCGACUCACAUCCCACAGGCCGAACGAACUGGACGACUCAUCGCACGGCGGGUGUGACAUCGCUCACAGUGAAGGCAAUUUUGAGGAAGACAUGGACGCAUUUGGGGCAGCUGAGGAGGAGAAAUUAAUGCGGGUGAAGUGCUUUCACCGGGGCUCCCCAAAGCGACGGAUGACGACGCGCCGCUAG